ACUUGUGGCUUUUCUGCUGAUGAGUCCGGCAGAAAAAUAAUUAUUCUGUUGAAAUUAAAGAAGAAGAAGUUAAACGAUAAAUUUUCGAGCAUAAUUAUGUCUCGUCUGACACUUCUGGAAGACGAUCUUGAUCGUUAUUACGACGUUUAUCGGAAUGGCUUCUCAAAGAUCGCGAAGAAAGACGUUGUUUUGAAGGAAGUCGCUCAACAUUUCGACAACAUCGUUUUGAAGAAGAUGACUGACGUAUUCCAAGCAGAAGAUCAAUUUAAUAUUCUAGGCGUCGGUGUUGGUGAAGGCCACUGUGAGUUUCACUUCUUGAAGCGUCUUGGAUCGUACUUCAGAUCGAUUAAAAAUGUAGCGGUGGAACCUAAUGAAAGCUUAUUCAAAGUUUUUAAAGCCGAGACACAGGCUUGGAGUUCCGAUUUAAAAUCAGAUUGUGAAUCGCAUUACUUCGUUGGCUCUCUCGCGCAAUUCUUUGAUGAAAGCCCCCUGGUGGAUCGCAAGUACAACUUAAUUAGCGCUGUGCAUUCGCUGUACUAUACCGGCGACUUGGAAGCGACCUUCAUACGACUGAUGUCAAUGCUUAAAGAUAAUGGAGUUAUGGUCAUUGUCUUAUCAGGACUGACCUUGAUUAAUCGAACGCACCACAAGAAUCCCUGGUUGCCAGCAUUCGACCGCUAUUCUGCCACACCAGAAAGUCUUAAAGUCGUUCAGCUGGCCGAAAGAGAAGGAUACAAAGUGACCGAAUUCGAACUGAAUACCAUGUGGGAUGUCACUGCUUUAUUUGACGAGAAAUCGGAGUUGGGGGACAAACUUGCCGACUUCUUGACCAUGACGGCGUAUUUUCGUAAAACGGCACCGGCAGGAAAGGUAGACGAAAUCAUGAGGUUUUGGCGAGAGUCCUGCUCAGAAGGUAAAAAUGGACGUCUCCAAACAGAACCUGGAGAGAAGCUUUUCUUCAUCACUAAGUAGGAAGUGUUUUUACCACAUCGUUAAAACUAGAUUCUUAAAUGACUGAACAUGUAACGUACUCGUGUCGUACUCUAAACUGGCAAAUCUAAAUCGCAUCAGGAGUUAAAUGGAUAAGGAGUACAUAUGCCAUAGCGUUGUUAGCGCACAUGUGCUCUCGAUCAAGGCUUGACUGUGGUGGAUGCUUAUUUUGGGUAUCGAAUCCAGGAAGACUUCGUAAACCACAAUUCCUUCUUACAUUUCUCCAAUAAUCAACAACAUACUCUCUUCGUCCUUUAUCUGCUUCUUCC
Lytechinus variegatus (green sea urchin) is the source of this 1259-nucleotide messenger RNA. Its product is annotated as histamine N-methyltransferase-like. NCBI's taxonomy places the organism in Eukaryota, Metazoa, Echinodermata, Echinoidea, Temnopleuroida, Toxopneustidae. The transcript has 3 exons. The record is from RefSeq and is a predicted model, not a curated record. Bases 97 to 972 code for a protein of 291 amino acids.